AUGAUGAGAGCCCUGGCUUUUGAUAAAUUUUUGCCUGAUCCCAAACCUUUUAUUAAAGAAGUUCCGAUACCAACUCCAGGCCCUGGAGAAGUUCUAGUCAAAAUGGAAGCAGCUCCUAUUAACCCAUCUGACUUAAACUGAAUGAAAGGGGUAUAUGGAAUCAAGGCAGAAUUGCCUGCUAUAGGUGGAUUUGAAGGCGCUGGAACUAUAAUUGAAACUGGCCCAGGACUUUUUACUAGUUUUCUAAAAGGAAGGCGCGUAUCUUGCAUAGCAGCUCCUGGAAAAAGUGGGACAUGGGCUGAAUAUAUGGUGACUAAAUCACAUUACUGUACAAAACUAAAGGAUCAUUUUUCAUUUGAGCAAGGCGCUACCUUUUUCAUCAAUCCCAUGACUGCCCAAAUGUUCACAGAAAAAAUUUCCGCAGGCAAGCACAAAGCUGCUAUUCAAACAGCAGCAGCCUCAUCUCUCGGCAAAAUGAUGGUAAAGUGGGGCGAAAGAACCAAAUUCCCAAUAAUUAACAUUGUAAGAAGACCAGAACAAGUUGAGAUGCUUAAAAAUCUUGGAUCAAUGUACAUUCUAAACUCAACAAGCCCAACAUUUAAAGAAGAGUUAUCAGAUCUAUGCAAAAUACUACAGCCUACAAUCGCUUUUGACGCUGUAAGUGGAGAACUGACAGGGGUUAUUAUGAAUGCUAUGCCUGACAAUUCUAUUCAUUAUGUGUAUGGAGCUCUAUCAGGACAAGAUAUUUCUGGGAUAAAUACAAGAGGCCUUUAUUUUGGAAAUAAACUAUUAGGCGGCUUAUGGCUUACAAGCUGGAUGCAAAAGAAAACACCUUUUGAGCUUAAGCUUGCAAUUGGGGCUGUACAAAGGAAUUUUGGUCACACUUUUAAUAGUGAAAUUACAGGUAGAUUUCCACUUAACAAAUAUGGUGAAGCAAUUAAAACGUUUAAAAGUAACACCUCAAGCGGCAAAGUGAUAUUAUACCCUUCACAAAUCAUAUAG
Blepharisma stoltei is the source of this 1002-nucleotide messenger RNA. NCBI's taxonomy places the organism in Eukaryota, Ciliophora, Heterotrichea, Heterotrichida, Blepharismidae. The record is from the annotation of a GenBank genome assembly.